CAGGUUGUUCCCGUCGGGCCAGUUGCAGAGGGCAUGUUGCAGGUGAAAGGAAAAGAGAGGGAGGAACCGAUCAAACGGAGAGAAGGAGGAGAAAACUUAUAGAAACCAAAGAUGACUGUGUGAAACAAAAUGGAUCCAACCAAGCCCAGCCUUUCCUCAAAGGCACCGUAUGUAAACAACGGUGGAGGAAAUGAGGCUCUGAUGGAGGACGCCUCGGGGCCGUGGAGAGACGCAGUGGACGGGGAGAGGGAGGCAGACAGCAGAGAUCCAGAUGUUGAUGUGAUCACAGCAGGGGUUAACCACAGGGGGUCAGCAAACAAACACAAGUUCAACACAACCGGAUAUCAGCGGCAGACCAAGCAGAAGGUGGUGACGGACUUUUCCACAGUGAGCAAAGGAACUUCUGCAGGAGCCAAACCCCGAGCAACGCUGAGUAAAGUGUUCAACCAGGGAGUGUCGGAGAAGAACCCAGAGGAGAAGGGUCAGCUGGACGGGUUGAAGCAGGCUCUCGGGGCCUUCGCCGUGCCGGUGGAUCUGAAGUGGAGAUGGAAGGAGGAAAGUCAGGGAACCACGCUGGAGAAAAACUGGACUGAUAUAGUGCACUCUCACUCAACCAUGUCUAAGAUGCAGAGACACCAGCAGGAGGCGCUGUGGGAGUUUGUCCACACUGAGCUCACCUACAUCAACAAGCUCAUCAUCAUCAAGGAUGUGGUGAUCGCAGCUCUUUUCAACCUGCAGCAGUAUGGAUUCCUCCCUGAGGUGACCCCCAAGCUGCUCUUCUCAAACCUCUGCUCCGUCCUCUCCGCUCACCAGCUGUUGUGGCAGGAAGUGAUUUACCCGAUGCUGCAGGAGGUCCGGAGGACAGGGAAGCCCUUCGACCCCCUGGUGUUAGAGGCCGGCUGCCUGCAGUUCCCUGAGCGCUUCUUCUCCUAUCAGCACUACUGUUGGGAGGAGGAGAACAACCUGGAGUUCACACGCAGGCAGAUGGAGAGCAACCCACACUUCCACACCUUCGUCCAGUGGGUGGAGACUCACCCUAAGUGUGAGCGGAUGCGUCUCGGGGACAUGCAGGCCAAACCCCACCAGAGGAUCACCAAGUAUCCUCUGCUGCUCAAAGCCGUGCUGAAGAACACGCAGGACCCUCAUGUGCAGCACACACUCAGAGGCAUGUUAUCCGGUGUGAACACUUUCUUGGAGAGCAUCAAUGACUACCUGAAGCGGAAAGACGAGGAACUCGCUCUCAGCAUCUCCGCUCAGCGGGUGGAGGGGUACGAGGUGGAGGGAAUCAAUGAAGACAUAGACAAGCAUGUCCAAAAGUUCUGCCAGUUUGACCUCACGUGCCCCAUCAGAGGCGUCGGUCCCCAGGCGGUCCGUAAGCUGCUGCUGGAGGACAACCUGAAGAUUCGGGGGAGAAGAGACAACAAGGUGAGCGCUCAAUUUGGCGAUGAUAUCCCCGGCAUGGAGGGUCUCGGCACAGACAUCACGGUGGUUUGCCCCUGGGAAGCCUUCGGCGACAUGGAGCUCAGCGACUUGGCCAAAUACGGCAUCAUCUAA
Molecule: messenger RNA, 1554 nt
Organism: Notothenia coriiceps (black rockcod)
Lineage: Eukaryota; Metazoa; Chordata; Actinopteri; Perciformes; Nototheniidae
Gene: plekhg6
Product: pleckstrin homology domain containing, family G (with RhoGef domain) member 6
Exons: 12
Coding region: 130-1554 (474 amino acids)
Biological process (GO): visual perception; Rho protein signal transduction; endothelial cell migration
Cellular component (GO): axon; plasma membrane; endocytic vesicle
Molecular function (GO): cGMP binding; guanyl-nucleotide exchange factor activity; 3',5'-cyclic-nucleotide phosphodiesterase activity
Source: RefSeq, a predicted model, not a curated record